UUCAUCUGCAACGUUUUCAAGGAGGAGAAGCAGUUCACCGAGACGUCUCUAGACGGUUAUUAUAAUGCUCUCUUCUGUUGUUGCGAAAAGGCUGGUGACAGGUAUUUGCCAGGCAGCAUGGAAACCAGCAGCCACAGGCUUGGUAUCAUCUCGUAGUUACCGUGGAGAUACGGCUGAUGACACCAGGGGAGACCUGAUUGAGAUCCCUUUGCCCCCUUGGGAGGCGAGGCCUGAUGAGCCCACUGACAUCAAGAAGCGACGUCUGCUGUACGAGAGUCGCAAGAGGGGCAUGUUGGAGAACUGCAUUCUGCUCAGCCUUUUUGCCAAGCGAUACCUGAACACAAUGAAUGAGAACCAGCUGCUGCAGUAUGACCGACUGAUUAAUGAACCAAGCAAUGACUGGGACAUCUACUACUGGGCAACAGAAGCUCAGCCCACCCCUGACGUUUACCAAGGGGAGAUCAUGGAUAUGCUGAAGGAGUUCACGAAGAACCGCAACCAAGAACAGAGGUUGGAUGCACCCAGCUUGGAGUACCUGGAAAAGGAAAGCCAGUGAGGUCCUCAGCCCUUUGGACCUUCUCAGAGACUCAUUUUGGGUGGGGGCACGAGGUGAAAUAUCAGUGUCAUAACCCACCAGAUAAAAUCUUCAGAGCCCGCUGUCUUUUUAAAGUUAUUCACAGAAGAAUGAAUAAAAUAUUGUGGCAUGAAAAAUAUUUACUCUCCAUGAAAUAUUCUUGCCAAAAAAGCCUCCAUUCUGUAUUUCCUCUGCCAACUCCAGUCAGUCAUUAUAGGGGGAAGAAGAUUUAUGCAAGCUCAGGGAAGUUGGUGGAUUGUGCGAACAUUGACGCAACACAAUAUUGUCAAGGUGCUCUGAAUAUUUUACAUGAAGUGUAAUGUAAAUUUCUGAUUCAAGACUGUACAUUACAACUGAUGAAUGUGUGAGAUGCAUACUCUGAAAGAUAGAUACCAGCUAAUAAUCUGUUUCUACACCAGACAGUUAAACAGAGACAUGGACUCACACAUUAGUGUAGCUUGUUGAAUUGUCAUGGUUGUGUUCAAUAAUUUUACUUUGCCUAUAACAGAAAUUAUGGAUUAUUUAAUAAAUGUUGAUGCUUUACUGUC
Anoplopoma fimbria (sablefish) is the source of this 1122-nucleotide messenger RNA. RefSeq names its product succinate dehydrogenase complex assembly factor 2 (gene sdhaf2). The transcript is spliced from 4 exons. The record is from RefSeq and is a predicted model, not a curated record. Bases 65 to 556 code for a protein of 163 amino acids. Gene Ontology annotation, cellular component: mitochondrion. Lineage: Eukaryota; Metazoa; Chordata; Actinopteri; Perciformes; Anoplopomatidae. Gene Ontology annotation, biological process: mitochondrial electron transport, succinate to ubiquinone; protein-FAD linkage; mitochondrial respiratory chain complex II assembly.